GUCAAACGUAACACGACCAACAGUGGUUUUUCAUGAAGUUUUCGUAAUAAAUUUGUUUAUGUUUGUACUCAAGAUUAUAUAAAAUAUGCCGAAGAAUAAAGGAAAAGGUGGUAAAAAUAGGAGGAGAGGAAAGAACGAAAAUGAAACUGAAAAGCGUGAAUUGGUCUUCAAAGAAGAUGGUCAAGAAUACGCCCAAGUCACAAAGAUGCUCGGUAAUGGCCGCUUGGAGGCCAUGUGCUUUGAUGGCAUAAAACGUCUAUGUCAUAUUCGAGGGAAACUCAGAAAAAAGGUUUGGAUAAACCAAGGAGAUAUAAUACUAAUCGGUUUAAGAGAUUAUCAGGAUGCUAAGGCGGACGUAAUCCUAAAAUACACACCUGACGAGGCAAGGAAUCUUAAGACCUAUGGAGAAUUCCCUGAAACCGUUCGCAUUAACGAGACGGUCGUUUAUUCUGUAGAUGGUCUAGAUGAAGAUAUUGAAUUUGGUGAUGAGGUCAGCUCAGAAGAUGAAGCAGAUGCAGUUGACGCUAUAUAAAAUCCUAGCUAUAUUUAUAAUACUUACAGUAAGUCUAUGUAAAUUAUUGAUAAUUUGCUGUUUUGAAUAAACAUGACUUUGUAAUUUAAUAAAUAAGUUCUCUAAAUCUUUGCCAUUAUAGUGAAAACCCAAUUCCAUAGCUUCAGUGUUUCUAAAAAAUUGUAAGUGUUUAUUGCACAUUUUAGUGUGUAUCAUUUGGAUAACAAUUAUUUAUUAGUCAUUGUAAAAUUUGUCAACAAAUUGUAUAACAUUCCUUAUGAGACCUGUCAUUACCAUUGAGCCAUUCUAAAUAUUAAGGAAUGUAUAAAAUUAAAAUACAUACAGUCCAC
Diatraea saccharalis (sugarcane borer) is the source of this 861-nucleotide messenger RNA. NCBI's taxonomy places the organism in Eukaryota, Metazoa, Arthropoda, Insecta, Lepidoptera, Crambidae. The record is from the annotation of a GenBank genome assembly.